Paramecium tetraurelia is the source of this 1776-nucleotide messenger RNA. RefSeq lists its product as uncharacterized. Gene Ontology annotation, biological process: centriole replication. The transcript has 5 exons. Gene Ontology annotation, cellular component: centriole. The record is from RefSeq and is a predicted model, not a curated record. Lineage: Eukaryota; Ciliophora; Oligohymenophorea; Peniculida; Parameciidae.
AUGUAAGACUAUAGGGGGAAUUUCAAAAGAAUUGAAUUUGGCAUUUAAUAAACUCCAGCCAAAUCGACAACAAAUAUGAAUGAUUUUCAAUCCUCUUAAAAAUUGAAAUACGAAUAAAUGAGCAAUAGACCUUAAUCUGUCAAUGUCAGCUUUGUUAAUGCUCCUGUCACAACUGUCUCAAAAGAGCUUUUCACCUUGUAAAUUCCUGUAAAAGUGAAAUAGGUUACAGAUGAUUGGAAUACAUAAUUGACUUUGAAAAUGAUUAUGCAAUAGAGUUAAUAAGCUCAUGGUUAAACACUGAGGAUUGAGUUGACAGAUGAUAACAAUUUAUAGUUUUUGUAGAUCCUUGAUUUGACAGAAGGUGAAUUUUUGGCGUUAAAAAAUGAAUAAAGUUUGCAUGUUGAUUUUGCCACUUUUCCAAUGAAACUUGCAGAUUUGUUAUAGUUAUGCAUAAAUAGUCAAAGAGAUGAAAAAGUGAAUUUUUAUGUUUGUUUGGAGACUAAGAAUGGGGAAUCAACUCUUGCAGUCAUUGAAAAUAAUGAGUUUAAAAAAUUGACCCAUUUGUCUUUGAGAUUACGCAGUGCAACAGAUGACUUAAUAAAGGCAUUUUUAGCAAAUAAAUUGGCUUUAGAAAGACAAGAGAAUGAUGAACAACAAAAAAGAAACAAAAAGUUAACAGAAUUAUUGGAAGAGAAACAUUGGGAACUAGAAAAUUUAAAGUCUGAAAUUAGGAAAUUCACAGAGGACAAAGAUACAGCAAUACAAUAAUUAUUAUUGGAUGAAUAGAAGAAAUUUAAUGAUUUUAGAGAGUAAUCCUUGAGCAAAGAAACUAAUUUUAAAAGAGAAAGCGAAAAUGAAAAGCAAUUCAUUAUUGAAAAAUACGAUAAGAUAGUCUAUGAAUUAUAGAAUAAGUACACACAACUCUAAUAGAUUAAUUAAGAGAUCUCUGAUUAAAAGUCAUAAUUAAUUCAAUAGGAAAGAGAACUAAAAAACAAAUUAGCAAUACUUUAAUAGGAAAAUUAAUAAUUUUAAAAGGAGAACUAAGAAUUCAGAUUACAGAAUAAAGAAUUGGACACUCUAAAGUUUACUUAAGAAAGAUAGUUGAUUGAGUUAAGAAUUUAAAAGGAAGGAUUCGAAAAGUUGAUACAUGAUAAGGAAGAAUAUUUGAAUAAUAAAUAACAAUUAGUGGAUAAUGAGAAAAAAUAGAAUUCUAUCCUUGAGGAAUAAGUAGCAAAUUAAAAAAAACAAAUAGAAAAACUUGAAACCAGAAUCAGUGUCAUGAGUGAAGAAGUGAAUAAAGGAAAUCAAAUCAUAGAAAAAUUGGAGAAUGAGCUUAGUAAAUAAAAAGAUAAAAUAAAGUUAAAGAAUACGGUUUUUCUUUAACAAGAGUAAACUGUACAAUAGUUAUAAGAUGCAAAUGAUUAAAAUCAUAAAUAACUAAAUGAACAAAAGGACUCUUUAGAAAUUAGAUUGAAAGACCAGGAGAACAUGAAUCUUGAUUUAAAAAACAAAUUGGCUGAGAGUUAAAAACUACUUGAAUCGAAUAACUAAAUGAUUUAAUAUUUGAAUAAAUGUUUGAAUGAAACCAAAGUGUAAGCACCUGCAUAAAUGCCUGGAAUAACGUCCCUAAAAAGUCAAACUUUUGCGAAAUAUACAUCUCCAAUACCAUUACAAGAGGAUAGAAGUUUUCGUAAUUAAAGUGUUACAUAUUAACAAAAUCAAAAUAAUAUGUCCCAGAUUUCAAAUGCAACAAUUUCAAAUAAAUUUAAUUUUUGA